AGUGAAUAAAAAGAGAAAUUUUUUUUUGCGUUGAGGUGCAUUCCAAAGUGAACAAUUAAUCAUCAGUUCAAUUUAAUUAGUGGGACUUUAUUUAGGCACUGGAGGUUUUCCAAAUUUCCUGGAAAUUCCAAAAAUGGAAUUUGUUCGGGAAACGAUGGAUUUUUAGUUUCAAAUUUUGUUGGAAAUUCAGGGGAAAAUUUCUCGUGAAUUAAGGAAAAUAAAUGGCCGUUUGUAAUUGAAAAAAGGCUCGACCUGGAGCCGGAGAUAUCACGUGAGACAGAUGGGUAUCCGAAAGCGAUAAUUAAUCACGUCCAUUGAUGAGAGAUAAGUGAGAGGAAUUAGUGGGAGAGCGGGAAAACAGGUGAGUAGAGGGGUGUGAAGGGUGAAAUUCAAGAGUGUGUAGCAUUCGCGCCUGCGCAUUUCGGUUAAUCCCACACUCUCAAGGCGUUCGAGUGCUCCGAGGAAAGGAGGGAGGUACAUUGGGCACUUGGUGCACCCUGUACACCAUUUCAUCUCAGUCGGGAUGCCGGUCGUGCACCCUCGUGACGUUCACUAUCACCGGGAUGAUCGGUGAAUCAAGUGUUUCGGAUAUGAAGACCGCGUGGAUCGUUAUUAUGUUAACAAUUGCCGGAUGUGCUUUCACAGAGAUUCUGCCGACAGCCGAAGGACCAACUUUCGUUCGCGCUAUAGUAAAUGUAACAGCCCCAGUGGGAAGAGACGCUGUGCUUGAAUGUAUAGUGGAGCACCUCUCAAACUACAAGGUUGCCUGGCUGCAAGUCAACACUCAGACUAUUUUGACAAUAGCUGUUCACGUAAUUACGAAGAACCACAGGAUAGCAGUGACACACAGUGAUCACCGAGCCUGGUAUUUGCAUAUAAAGGACGUCAGGGAGAGCGAUCAAGGGGACUACAUGUGUCAAAUUAAUACUGAUCCAAUGUUGAGUCAAGUUGGACGUCUCAAAGUUGUUGUGCCCCCUGACAUUCUUGAUUAUCCAACCAGCACUGAUAUGGUGGUGAGAGAGGGCAGCAAUGUAAGUCUUCGUUGUGCAGCAAAUGGAUCCCCAGCGCCCAAUAUCACUUGGAAACGUGAAUCUGGUGAAAAGAUAGUACUUGCUACUGAUGAGGAAGUCACGAGUGUUAAUGGGGUUUUUCUAAACAUCACGAGGGUAAAUCGCCUUCACAUGGGCGCUUACCUCUGCAUAGCCUCCAACGGUGUGCCCCCAACAGUCAGCAAGAGAAUAAUGCUCAUCGUUCACUUUCCACCGAUGAUCAUGAUUCAGAAUCAGUUAGUGGGGGCUGAGGAGGGUUCGCAGACAACUCUAGAGUGUCAUUUUGAGGCCUUUCCGAAGUCAAUCAAUUAUUGGACGAGACAGAAUGACGAUAUCAUAUCGAAUGGAGAAAAAUAUGAAGCCUCGAUGUCAGACAAUCUCCACGUCGAUGCAUACAAAGUUCAUAUGAGUCUGACGAUAAAAGAAAUUGGACCGGAUGACUAUGGAAUUUAUAAAUGUUUAUCCAAAAAUUCACUCGGCACCACCGAUGGAAGUAUCAAACUAUACAGAAUUGAUACCCCAACGACCACCCCAACCACAACCACAACAACAACAACAACACGGCUUCCACCACCCACCAUAAAAGUUGAGAAUAAAAGGAGAACUCGACCAAAAUCGAGUGCCACUAUUGCCCCGAGUUUCAACGAAUUCCUCGAUACAUCGAAAUCCACCGCCAAUGAGAAACGAGGCGCCCAAUUAAUGGAGAGGCCCAGCACCGAUGCAAAAACGGAGAGAAAAGGUAAUGGCGAGACAAUACAGCCUGACAAAACAGCACAAUCGAUGCCAUCGAAAAGUGCAGCGAUUCUAUCAUUCACGUACUCGAAUGCAGUUGUCUUUACAAUACUAUUGACUGUAUUUUUAUGGUGAUUAGUUCAGUGGAAAAAUUAAUAUUAAUUCUGGAGUCAAAAGAAAUGGGAAAUAAUCCUUUGCAUUUUUUCCUACUGAUUUUCCAACGGAAAAAUAUUUCGUUCCUUUGUGCAGGACUAUACGAGAAAGUCUAAGGGUUAAAAUUAUUUCUCCCUUUCUUGAUUAAUUAUCUGAGGCGGUAAUUAAUAAAUUACGUUAUGGGAAUGUGAAUGUGAAUUUAUGAACUGUGUGAUCACAUUUUAUUUAUUUCGGAAAUUUUAUUGGUGAGAGGAAUUUUUCAUCGCAACGCGGAAAAAGGCGACUAACGCACGAGAGGAAGAAACUCUCGGAAUAAUAAAAUCCACAAUUGUUAUAAUAAUAAAACGAAAGUAGUUGUACAUUCCUCACAAUCAAUGUGCUAACGAUCUUCUGUAAAUACUAUGAUAAAAACAAUUGGAGUAUUAAUUAUAGUCCGGUUAUUAAAUCGAUUUGUAAAUACGAGAAUCGUCGUUAAGAUAAUUAAUUAGCGUUAAUGAAGUUGCAUAACCCCUCGAGGCUCCCUUGAAUGAAUUGUAAAUAUAAAUCGUAUGCUUUACUCAAUUAUUAAUAUACGAUUUAUCGGGAGAGAUUAAUUUCCGAUUCAUGAGAAUCAUCGCCAUCACAGCCAUUACUCGAUGUUAUGAAAGUGUCGAUUUUGUAAAUAAUUAAUUGAAAUUAAUGGUGAAAAAGUCAAUCAAUGGUAAUUGAUGAGUAGCGAGGUCUUUUUGGUUAUUGACACAGUCUGAAGCUUUAAAUUUUAACAAAUUCCACUGAAAUACAGAAAAAUAAAAAAAACCUCACUUGUGAUCUCGUGUAAUCCAUUUAAUUAAUUAAAUUAGCUUUCAGUGUUCACCGAAAUCACGAUAAAUACAUGUAAAUAUUCAUAUUGAUCCAACGCGUUCAGUUUAUUCAUUUACAUAACGAGGGAGGAUUUUAUUACCACGUUUAUACCCAAUUAUCAGACAAAUAUUUUAUUUGGGAAGUUCAUUCUGAUUCGAAAUAAUCCGAAAUCUUCUGAUCUUUUGAAAAUUUUCGAAUGUGUCUACCCAUUCAUGUUUCUAUUCCACUUCAUUAUGAAUGAAUAGUGUACAUGUGUCAACAGGUUUAGUGAUUUUCGUAGAAAAAUCAUAGAUAAAUUAAUGCGAUAGUCUACAACUACGAAAUAAGUCAUUUUUAAUGAACAAAAAGAGAAUGACUGAAAAACAACAAGAAAUUGUAAAAUAUUUUGGCCAUCGAUGAUGUCUGCUCGAUGUACAUAAACAAAUUAUAAAUACACGUUUACUCGUUGUAAUGUAUAAAUAAUAAGAACUUUCUGUACAAAAAUGUGGUCUUAUGGAUUAUUC
Diachasmimorpha longicaudata is the source of this 3277-nucleotide messenger RNA. RefSeq names its product opioid-binding protein/cell adhesion molecule homolog. Gene Ontology annotation, cellular component: neuron projection. The record is from RefSeq and is a predicted model, not a curated record. The coding region runs from base 564 to 1916 and encodes 450 amino acids. NCBI's taxonomy places the organism in Eukaryota, Metazoa, Arthropoda, Insecta, Hymenoptera, Braconidae. The transcript is spliced from 10 exons.